Penicillium maclennaniae is the source of this 1098-nucleotide messenger RNA. Its product is annotated as putative pyruvate formate lyase activating enzyme. Bases 1 to 1098 code for a protein of 365 amino acids. NCBI's taxonomy places the organism in Eukaryota, Fungi, Ascomycota, Eurotiomycetes, Eurotiales, Aspergillaceae. Gene Ontology annotation, molecular function: iron-sulfur cluster binding; catalytic activity. The transcript is spliced from 3 exons. The record is from RefSeq and is a predicted model, not a curated record.
AUGAAUGUGCUCACCAGACCCUCAUACCGAGCGCUCGCCGCGUCUCGCCGCUAUCUUCCUCGCGGCACAUUUAUCCCCAAACGCUUCUUAGGAAUACCUCCAGCCUUCCUUUUAGACGAGUACAUACCCCGAUAUCUGCUCCUCAGCUCCGUCGACGAAGCAUUGAAGCGGUCCGCUGCAUAUGCCCACUUACGCAAAUGCAACUUGUGUCCGCGAAAGUGUGGAGUGAAUCGAUACGAGACGACAGGGACAUGUCUUAUCGGAGCAGACACAGCCAAAGUGAACGUGAUAGCACCGCAUCGUGGAGAAGAGCCGUGUAUUCAGGGCUUCCAUGGUAGUGGAUCUGUAUUCUUCUCUGGGUGCAAUCUUCGCUGUGUAUUCUGCCAGAAUCACGAUAUCGCGCACCAACGCAACGGAUUCGAUCUCACUCCCGAAGAGCUCGGCGAAUGGUUUAUCAAGUUACAGAACGUGGGUAACGUCCACAAUAUCAACCUAGUCACGCCAGAACACGUCGUCCCACAGGUCGCUCUUUCGAUCCUGGCUGCUAGGGACAUGGGACUUCGUAUACCAAUUAUAUACAACACGUCAGCCUUCGACUCUUUAGACUCUCUCAGGCUUCUCGACGGUCUGAUCGACAUAUAUCUUCCCGACUUCAAGGUAUGGCGGAGUAGUACCUCGAAGCGACUACUCAAGGCAGAUGAUUACGCUUCCACUGCGAUGGAAAGCAUAAAGGAGAUGCAUCGCCAGGUAGGGGACCUUGCAUUCACCUCUGAUGGUAUUGCAAAGAAGGGAGUAUUGCUUCGUCAUCUAGUUAUGCCUGGAAGGGAAAUUAUGCGCUGGCUCGCGGAAAACGUGUCUCGUGAUCUAUAUGUGCACAUCAUGGAGCAAUAUCAUCCCGAUGCACAUGUUGGCAAGAAAAGGCGAGUCACGAGGCGAGUACGCUUGGGAGAAAGUGAUGCCCCGACGGAGGAGGUUCGGUACUCUGAGAUAAAUCGUUCUGUGCGCGAUGAAGAGCUAAGUUCGGUUAGGGAUGCUGCUGUGAAGGCUGGGUUAUGGCGGUUCUGCGAGGCCAAUGAGAAUAGCGUAUUUCAUAUUUAA